AUGAACAAGGCUGACCCGCGUGUCGACUCUGACCGUCUGGGAACUGUAGGCAACACUGCAGGUGUUGGUGGUGUCGGUGCUGGCCAAUACACCGAGUCUCACGGCAGCGGCUUGACUGGCCACUCCACUACCGGCCACGGUCUCGGUUCUUCAACUGGCAACACCAUGGGCACUGGAAUGACUGGUGGCCACGGAACUGCAGACUUCAACGACCCCAGCGGCCCCCACGGCUCACGUAUGGCCAACCAGGCUGAUCCUCGCGUUGGCGGUGUAGGCAGCACUGGAACUGGUGCUUACAACACCACUGGCUCAGGAGUCACUGGACACAGCACUACCGGCGGCCUUGGACACUCCGACCCUACCGGCCCUCACAGCUCUCACGCUGCUAACACUGCCGACCCCCGUGUUGGAGGAGGCGUAGGAAGCACUGGAAUUGGUGGAACUGGUCAUCACACUAGCACCACAGGUGAGCAUGGCAGCGUUCCCGGACACGUCGAGGGCACUGUGGGGCGAGGCGAUGUGGCUCAGGGCGGCUACGCUAGCAAGAGCGAGCUCCCCAAGGCCCUCGUUGAACCUCAAUCCCACGCUGUUCCUCACUCCUCCAUCCGGGAUGACCACCAACAUGUUUCAGGUCAGCACGGUACCUCUGAUGUUCACGGCAAGCCUUCCAUGAUGGACAAGCUCAGUAAGUAA
Pyrenophora tritici-repentis Pt-1C-BFP is the source of this 693-nucleotide messenger RNA. The record is from RefSeq and is a predicted model, not a curated record. NCBI's taxonomy places the organism in Eukaryota, Fungi, Ascomycota, Dothideomycetes, Pleosporales, Pleosporaceae.